Aplysia californica (California sea hare) is the source of this 3843-nucleotide messenger RNA. Its product is annotated as heparanase. The transcript is spliced from 13 exons. Lineage: Eukaryota; Metazoa; Mollusca; Gastropoda; Aplysiida; Aplysiidae. The record is from RefSeq and is a predicted model, not a curated record. Gene Ontology annotation, molecular function: hydrolase activity, acting on glycosyl bonds. Gene Ontology annotation, cellular component: membrane; extracellular matrix. Bases 802 to 2400 code for a protein of 532 amino acids.
UGACCUUCUCCUUUUUCCUGUUUCCGGGCCGGGGUAAACAAACAACACUCGAAACACUCAAGAAAGAGUCAGAGGCUUGUGACUUGCUACAGUACAGCAGAGUGAAGAGUGUUGACGCCCCCCACAUGACUUAGAGAUAGCUGAUGUUUAUUAUAACCUCCGAAAUGUCAUCAGGUUGUCAAAGUCAAAGUUCAUAGAAGGGAGGUGGGAGGCAAAGUUGAUAUUAAUUUUAGAAGUGUAGUGCAGAUACGUGCAUUGUGAUAUUUAAAUUCUAAAGCGUUGUAUAUAUAUUUGUGCAUUCUAUUAAUUUGCCACUAAGAGCUGAAGAAUCACAAUGCAUCACCACAAACGUUUUUGGAGAAAGAUUUUGGUCUUAGGUCUCUCUAUGAUCAUCAUAGUUUGUACGGCUGAAGAUUUUUUGAAAGGUGAUUCAAACUUAAAAUGGUUGCCUGUGGCCCAAAGACGUCAAGUUUCAAGUUUCGUUUUGAAACCAAGAAUCACAGAUUUAAGAUAUGUUAUGAGUAGAAGACCAGAUGUAAUAGUACCGUCAAAAAAUUCUGCGAUGAAGUGGAAGUUUAACAUUCAUCUGAAUGUUUCCAAGUCUGCAUAUGAGACGUCCAUGACAUUUUUGUCUUUGUGCAUCGCUUCCAGUAUAUUUCGGAAUACCACAGAGUGGAUUCACUUCAAUACAGGGUAGCUGUCAGUUCGUCUGCAAGGUGGUGACUGUAAUGUUUAGAGAAUUGAACUUCUCAGACUGAAAUCAUUUUGGAAAGUGCAACAAAAGUGGCAAACCCAACAAAUAUGUUUGUCCGCUUCGUAACUGUGGCUGGGUUUACUUUGUGGUGUGUGCAUGUGGCAUGUGGUGGUUUUGAUCAAACUGUGAGGAAAUUCUCUGUUCAUCGAGAUGUGGAAAGUGGAGACACAUUCAAAGUUAGAGUGAUCACAAAUGGCUCAAGUGGUGCCGUGUGCAGUGAUGACUUCAUGAGUUUUACCAUCGACUCUGGCAUAAUCAGGGUGAAGUGGAAAGGAUUUGACUUUAGCUCCCAGAAACUUCAGAAUUUAGCUGCUGCCCUCAGCCCAGCUAAUCUGCGCCUGGGCGGUACCGCGGCUGACUUUCUUACCUUUGAUCCUUAUUCAAAAAAAGAUGACUCUGCCAGUUCUCCUGAUAUCACUGAUAAGGAUGACUUCUUCAUGCUUGACGCUGGACUUUUGUGGGAUGCUGGGUUCUCGAAGCUGCAUGAUAGUACAAACUAUACUAUGACUGGGAAACAGUGGGAUUCCAUCACAACAUUUGCGCAAAAAGUGGGCUGGGAUCUCAUGUUUGACUUCAACCUGUUCAAGUGGCAUAGGUGGCAAGAGGGUCUGUGGGACCCCAGCAAUGCAGAGCUGUUACUCAAAUACUCUGCAGAAAGAAAUGUCUCUAUCCCUGCUUUUCAACUCGGCAAUGAGCCAAAUUCUUUCAAGCACAACUUCAACCUGAGCAUUGCUCCUGAGACUCUCGCGAAAGACCUGCAGCUGUUGAGAGACACGCUGGCAAAGUUCCCUCAGUACAGCCAAAGCUCUGUCUUUGGGCCCGAGGUGACCAGCAUAUCCCGACACGUCGGUGCUCGUAAAUAUAUGGACCAAUUUCUGAAGGAUGGAGGUAACAAAGUUGUGGAUGCAGCCAGCUGGCACCACUAUUACCUGGAUGGAAGGACGGCAACCGUAGAACAGUUUAUGGACCCUAAGGUGCUGGACGGGAUGAAGACAGAGUUGCAGACGGCCUUGAACCUCACCGGCCAGUCCCCGCCCGUGCUGCCCUUGCGGCUCACAGAAACCUCAUCCUGCUAUGGAGGUGGUGCGCCAGGGAUCUCGGACCGGUUUGUGGCCGGCUUUAUGUGGCUGGACAAGCUCGGCCUCUGUGCCCAAGCGGGUGUCACUGCUGUCUUCAGGCAGACUUUUUAUCGUGGAAACUAUGCGCUGCUGUCUGUUGACUUAGAUCCGAACCCAGAUUACUACCUGUCCUUGCUUUACAAGAGGCUCAUCCUGGGGCCUGUCCUGAAUGCCACGUUUGAGCCGUCCAUCAGCCAUCUACGCGUGUACGCCCACUGCGUUAGGAGAGACUUUUACAACUAUCCUCAAGGAGCUGUUGUUUUGUACUAUCUGAACCUGCGAGACUCUAAUGUCACACUUACUUUGGACCAGUUUGAAGGACAGAGUCUUGACCUUUUCCUGCUGAGCCCUGGGGAUGGUGCUGGACCUCUCUCCAAAUUGGUCAAGCUAAAUGGUCAGACACUCACAAUGCAAGGCCCAGAGCUUCCUCCUUUGAACCCGAGCCCUCACAAAGGGGACAUAAGCGUCUCGGCACAGUCCUUCGGAUUUAUCGUCGUACCCAACGCUCAGGUGAAAGUCUGCAGUUGAAUGAUGGAAGAUUCUUAAAACAGGGUGUACAUUUGUGCUAUAGUUCACCCUCAUGGAUAUUUUAGUCAUAAUGCUCAAGUUCUCAAAGUGAACAUUCCUUGAGGAUAAUCCAAUGUCCCGUUGAUUUCAUAAGUUAUGAUAAUUUAUGUAAUGCUUUCUCUCUGUCUCUUCUAAUGAAUGAGAUUAGAUUGAGAUUGUUUGAUUUGAGAAAUAUAAUUAAUUUUGGGACGAUGUGUGCAAAGAAAAAGGAAGUUAGGGAAUUGUGAACAUUUUUGUAAAGGUUUGCAAAGAAAGGAACAGUGUGAAAGUGAAGUAUUUUUUUGUAAAGGUUUGCAAAGAAAAUAGACGGAGAAUGUUUGAUUGCUGAUAUAGAAUUCAUUUUUGUGAAUGUUUGCUAAGAAAAGAAGGAAGAGAGGAAAUUGCGCAUAUUUUUGUAAAGGUUUGCAAAGAAAAAGAAACAGUGCGAAAGUGAAGUAGAUUUUUAUAAAGGUUUGCAUAGAAAAUAGACUGAGAACGUGCGAUUGGUGAUCAUGUAAAGUUCAUUUUUGUGAAUUUUUUAAAAGAGUAAAAGGAACUGAGACAGCUUCAUUUUUGUAAAGGUUUGCAAGGAAAAAGAAUAAAUUGUGAAAGUGAAGUAGAUUUGAAUAAAUGUUUGCAAAGGAAACAGAUUGGGAAUGUUUGAUUGACGAAGUGACAUAAGUGCAAAGAAAAAGGAGCUAAUUUUAUACAUAUUUACCAUUGUUAUUUUGCUGUAAAUAUUGCUGACAAUGAUCUGAUUUUUGCAUUGAUUGUUGAUACAGCUUAUUAAGACUGCCUGCUUUUUGAAGCUUCCAUAAAUAUAUAUAUACAUGGGAGUUGAGGAGCUGUAAUUUUAUGUCAUACUGUUGCACAAAAAGCCCUAUGGUUAUUUUAUUUUUGUUUAUAAUAUUAUAAUUCAUAUUUUUUUAGUAAUGACAAUCUUUUGUUGUUUACACUUUUCAACUGUGCACUCAUCUCAAGUUAAAAAAAAUAUUUGUUUGUGGAAACAAGAUCGAGUGGUGAUCUGUGAAAUAACUGUUACAACUGAAGGAGACAGUUAUGUACGGUACUUUGUUGACUGCAGACUUGAAUCAAAUGCUAUGUACAUCCAUGUUAGUGUUAGUAUAAAAAAAAUUUGUACUGUCAGAAAGAUUCUGCCGGUUCCUUUGUUAUACAGAUACAGAAGAAUUAUUUCACUAUUGUGAAUGUUAUUGGACAACAAUCAAUAUCACAUACUUAGCUGGAUGUACUCAAGUACUUCUUGUAAAAUUAAGUCUAUUUUUUAAAACAAAGAUUUAUGAGAGAUCUGUUUUUUUCUAUGACUCUGCGAAUUAGUAUCAUGUAGAUCACAUAUUAGUAUGUUACUAUUUGUGCCUUUCUUUGUUCAUGUCAAGUCUGAAUUUAAAGCCUUUUGCUGAACGGUAA